Cryptotermes secundus is the source of this 1546-nucleotide messenger RNA. Its product is annotated as putative ZDHHC-type palmitoyltransferase 4. Gene Ontology annotation, cellular component: Golgi apparatus; endoplasmic reticulum. The record is from RefSeq and is a predicted model, not a curated record. Gene Ontology annotation, molecular function: protein-cysteine S-palmitoyltransferase activity. Gene Ontology annotation, biological process: protein targeting to membrane; peptidyl-L-cysteine S-palmitoylation. NCBI's taxonomy places the organism in Eukaryota, Metazoa, Arthropoda, Insecta, Blattodea, Kalotermitidae. Bases 258 to 1232 code for a protein of 324 amino acids. The transcript has a single exon.
UACUGAAUUUGAUAGAAUAACAAUAUGCCCAGAGCAAUGCUACUAUCUACAGGAACAUUUCUGGGGGGAAAAAUGGUCACAGCAGUACCAACUCAAGCAUACUUUCCACUACUGUAAUCUUCUGUUCCCUUUCAUAACUACUACCAACUGACUACAACAUAGAAACACAUAGUAAUGUUACCUUUUUCUAAACAAUAUGAGAAUGUGAUCAUGUGUGGAGUUUCAGAGACAAGGUAACUUGAAGAAACUCUGUUACAAUGAAUGUGUACCUUUUGAAGAUUUUGAGGAUACUUCCAAUAUUAACGUUAACUUUCACAGUUCUGGUAUUUUGUGUUACUGUCUGCAUUGACAGUGCCAACAGCAGCUUUAUAAUAUUCAUCUUUAUGUCUGUGGAAGUGUAUGUAAAUUGGAUUGCUAUAUGUCAUAUCAGUCAUUCAAAUGCCGAUCCUCUAGUGUCAAGGAUAACAGACGAUGUACCGCACAAGAACAGUGUGAUACUAGACAUAAACCCAAGAAAUGCAUCUGUGACAUAUGGACAAAGUCACUAUAAUCACAGAUGUUGGGAGACUCCAAAUAAAAGUAAUAUGAAUCAAGGCAUUUCAUCACAGUAUACAGAUAUCCAAAAAAUAUGGUACUGUUCCAAAUGUCUCACAAAUACACCAUUCAACUGUCAUCAUUGCCCUUUGUGCAACAGAUGUGUUAUCCAGCGUGAUCACCACUGCCUGUUUCUGGGAGCUUGCAUCUGUUUGAAAAAUAUGGGUCACUUUAUUAUACUUUGUAUGUAUGUAGGUUUAGUCAGCCUGUAUGUGGACAUUCGCUUGUUUCCGCUGUUGUUUGAGCAUUUUGAAAGUCAAGAGAAAGACACAAUAAGUUUGUGGCAUCUAAGUUCUCGCUGUUUCUUUCCCAUAGCAUUUGGACGGUGGUUAUCAGGUCACGAAGAACUUUUAUUUCUUUUACUUGUUGCAAUGUUCAAUGUUUUGGUGCCUACUUCUGUGUUCACAUUCGGUUUUGGACUUCAUCAUUUAUAUCUGGCUCUCACUGGACAAUGCCAGAUUAGGAUGACUGGGCAUAAUGAAAUUCAUAAUUCAUACUCUAAAGUAAGUUUCAGAGAUGUCCAAAAUAAUUUUUCUAUUGUGUUUGGAAAAUGGGGAGCAUUAAAUUUUAUAUUUCCAGUUGUACUAUUAGAAAAAUUACUGCGCUUCAAAUAUUUUCAAGAUUCUAAAUACAACUAGAUACUUCUAAAGAAUUUAUAACAUAUUUCAUGUUGUGGUCUUCUGAGUUGUCCAUUGUGUGGCCUUGUAGAUAGCAAUUUAUCAAAAAAAAUGGUGCCUCCAUCAUCAGGGUUGAAGUGAUGAGUAAAGAUGAGGUUAGAUUACAAAGGCAUUGUGACAGGGACAGGAAGAACCCUGAGUGAGAUCUGAGGUUCUCAUAGAGUAAAAAAUAUAAUCUCUUGAGCUGUAUGUAGUCUGUUAGAAGUUUACUGAUGUGUGCUUGCAUGGUUUUUCGUAACUUGCACUCUUCUCCAAGUAUAAUUAGAACAAUCAAG